Geodia barretti is the source of this 2673-nucleotide messenger RNA. Lineage: Eukaryota; Metazoa; Porifera; Demospongiae; Tetractinellida; Geodiidae. The record is from the annotation of a GenBank genome assembly.
AUGACAAAUCUUCCGAAAAUCUAUGCCCCUCAGGAAAUUGAGGGGAAAUGGUACCAACUUUGGCAGAAAAAUGGCUACUUUCACGCGGACGCAACCUCUGACAAACCGCCUUAUGCGAUCGUGAUACCGCCACCGAACAUCACAGGCAGUUUACACAUCGGGCACGCGCUCGACAAUACACUCCAAGAUUGCCUCAUCCGAUGGCGACGCAUGCAAGGUUAUAACACACUCUGGAUGCCCGGGACUGACCACGCCGGUAUUGUUACCGAAAUCAUUAUGGAGCGACAACUCGCUGAAGAAGGCACCAGCAGAACCGACCUUGGACGCGAAAAAUUCAUCGAACGCAUGUGGCAGUGGAAAGAUGAAUCUGCUGGCUACAUUGUGUCACAACUCCAGCAACUCGGAUGCUCUUGUGAUUGGGAGCGCGAGCGUUUUACUCUCGAUGAAGGUCUGUCGAAAGCUGUCCGCACCGCUUUUGUCAAACUGUACAAUCAAGGACUCAUCUAUCGCGAUACCUACAUGGGAAAUUGGUGCCCACACUGCAACACUGUCAUAAGUAACCUUGAAGUCGAACCGAUUGAGAUAGACGGAAACUUUUAUCACAUCCGCUACCCGGUUAAGGACAGUGAGAUUGUGCUCGAAAUCGCCACGACGCGUCCGGAAACGAUGUUAGGUGACACCGCUGUUGCUGUGCACCCUGAAGAUGAACGUUAUCAACAUUUGAUUGGAAAAACAGCACGCCUACCGCUCUGCGACAGAGAAAUCCCGAUAAUCGCCGACGUAUAUGUGGAUAGAGAAUUCGGGACGGGUGCCUUGAAAGUUACUCCGGCGCACGAUACCAAUGACUAUGAAAUUGGCUUACGACACGACCUCGAACAACGGACGAUUUUCACGCCGGAUGGAUAUAUAAACGAAAACGCGCCCGAUAAUUACGUCGGUUUGCCCCGACAGGAUUGCCGCAAACGUGUCGUCGAAGAUCUGCAGAACUUGGAUUAUCUCGUCAAAAUUGUCCCGCAUCGGCACGCCGUUGGACAUCAUGACCGAUGUGGCACGGUUGUUGAACCCGCUAUAUCGCCGCAAUGGUUUAUGAAUGUUCGCCCACUCGCGCAACGCGCCAUAGAAGCAACGAAAAAAGGUGAAGUCAAGUUUAUUCCAGAGCGGGAAACUUCUCGCUUUUAUCAUUGGAUGGAGAAUAUCGAACCCUGGCCCAUCUCACGUCAACGGUGGUGGGGACAUCGGCUCCCAAUAUGGUAUUGUAACGCAUGCGAAGCAGUCACCGCUGCUAUGGAAACACCUCAGCAGUGCGAAUGUGGUGCCUCCGAUUUUCGGCAAGAAGAAGACGUUCUGGACACAUGGUUCAGCUCUGGGUUGUGGCCCUUCUCCACUAUGGGAUGGCCAGAAAAUGCGGAAGAACUGAAGACUUUCUAUCCGACCUCUGUCCUUGUAACCGGCUGGGACAUUCUCUUCUUCUGGGUGGCGAGAAUGAUUAUGCUUGGAUUAGGGUGUAUGGACGAAGUACCGUUCCGCACCGUUUACCUGCAUGGACUUGUUGCCGAUGAAAAGGGACAGAAAAUGAGCAAAUCGAAGGGAAAUAGCAUCGACCCAUUAGAAACAAUUGGCACCUACGGAACGGAUGCAUUCCGCUUUGCUCUCGUCAAUGCCAGCACCCCAAACCCUUAUGUUCCCCUCCCAGAAUCGCAGAUUGAGGCAGGUAAGCGAUUUGCUAACAAAAUUUGGAAUGCCGCCCGGUUCAUUCUGAUGAACUUAGAAAAACAUCCUGUUCCCACAAGAAUGGAUACUGUAGAAACUGAACAGGAAACGUUAGAAAUCGCUUGGAUACGGAGCCGUCUUAGCCACACCAUCACAACAACAACCGAUGCCUUCGAGAACUUCCGUUUCCAUGAAGCGGCACAAACACUCUACGCCUUCCUUUGGCACGAAUUCUGCGAUUGGUACCUGGAGUUUGCCAAACAGCGAGUCUCACAAAAUGAACCAGAGGCACUUUGGGUAGCAGCGGAUGUUCUGGAGCAGACAAUGCGGCUCCUCCACCCCUUGAUGCCUUUCUUGACCGAAGAGAUUUGGCAACAACUCCCGCACGGUGGCGGUAGAAGCGAAUCCUCUGAAAAAGGUUCAGUAACAGUUUCCUCAUGGCCAGAACCAAUAGGCGGAAAUCCGACAGCAGAAGCCACCAUGGCAACACUCAUGGAAGUCAUCGAGAGUGUCCGAAGCAUCCGAGGCGAGUUGAAUGUUCCGAUCGGCGCAUCAGUAGAGGUUCAUAUCCAAUCGCCAAAUACUGAAGUGCGUGAACGACUUGAAGCAUACUUGGCACAGUACCUGCCAGCUUUCACACGCGUAGCAGACAUCACGAUCGCCGAAUCUUUGUCCAAACCCCGUGCUUCGGCAGAAGCCGUUAUCGGUGAGCUCGCUAUCUACAUCCCGCUUGCCGAUAUAAUCGAUCUGGAUGCCGAACAUGCAAGGCUUAGCAAACGACAUCAACAGGCGGUUAAGGAUGUUACAGCAGCACAGAAGACUUUAGAUAAUCCGAAUUUCAUUCAGCGUGCGCCUGAAAAGGUUGUCAAACAAAAGGAAGAGCUGCUUGCCCGGCUAAAAGUAGAACAAGAAAAAUUAGCACGAAGCCUCGCAAUGCUCACUGAAUCAGAAAAUGAAGAUUAA